This is a messenger RNA of Alternaria rosae, 1092 nucleotides long. RefSeq lists its product as uncharacterized. NCBI's taxonomy places the organism in Eukaryota, Fungi, Ascomycota, Dothideomycetes, Pleosporales, Pleosporaceae. Bases 27 to 812 code for a protein of 261 amino acids. Gene Ontology annotation, molecular function: oxidoreductase activity, acting on NAD(P)H, oxygen as acceptor. The record is from RefSeq and is a predicted model, not a curated record. Gene Ontology annotation, cellular component: intracellular anatomical structure. The transcript has a single exon.
GUGGAGGUCGCGGAUUGGGACUAUGCAUGGCCGAAGGGCUCGUAGAGGCUGGCGGCAAGGUGCAUUGUCUCGACCGACUACCAGACCCCCCUCAAGCAUUCCAAGAAGCUCAGGCCCGUCUCAAGAGCAACACCGGUACGAGUUUGGAGUACCAUAGGGUAGACGUUACAGACGAGCAGGCGAUGCGAAAGUGCAUCGGCGGCAUUGCGUCGGAGCACCAACGGCUCGACGGCCUCAUUGCAGGUACGGACAUUUUCAGACAUACUGCAAGCGGCAUACUAAUCAUUCCUUCUCCAGCUGCCGGUAUCCAGCAAGUCACACCCGCGCUCGAUUUCAAGAAGGAGGACAUCGCAAAGAUGCUCGACGUCAACUACACCGGCGUAUUCUUAGCAGCCCGAGAAUGCGCCCGUCAGAUGAUGGAAUACAAGAUCCAAGGCUCGAUCUGCCUGGUCGCAAGCAUGAGCGGCACGAUUGCCAACAGAGGCUUCAUCGCGCCCGUUUACAACUCGUCCAAGGCGGCGGUGGUACAACUGGCACGGAACUUAGCCAUGGAGUGGGGAAGAAAGAAUUCAGAUGGCUCAGGGGGUAUCCGAGUAAACUCUCUGAGUCCGGGUCAUAUCGUUACGCCGAUGGUGCAAGCCAACUUCGACAAGGGCGAGGCCAGCCGCGAGGAAUGGGAGAACAACAGCAUGUUGGGCAGACUCAGCACUCCUGAAGAGUACAAGGCUGCGGGACUUUUCAUGUUGAGCAAGGCGAGCAGCUACAUGACUGGGCAUGAUCUGAAGUUGGAUGGCGGUACUACCGCUUGGUAAAAAGGCUGUUAUCGCAUUGUAGGAUAUGUCUUUUCGAGCGUUCUCAGCGACGGGUAGGCGUUGGUAUGGGUUAACGCCGGUCACGAAACAAUGUAGUUUUUGACAAGCUUUCCAAAGUUGUAUCAUCAGACUUCUGUCAAGUUAGCGCGAAUUCGUGGUCGUCUCAACGUAUUGAAGCUGGAAGUGUGAUGGCAAGACACGCGCCUCCCAGUCGCUGUUCUAGUUCAGGGUCCGCACGCGCCUUCCCCACUCCGCGCUAGCUUACAAUCGGACCAUCUGU